UCCCUCCCUGCCUCUCGUGGGGGAGGCUUUCCAAGCGCAUGCGCUGGCCCUGUGACCCUGCAUGCGAAUGACUCCGCAAUCGACAAGCGGCGUCACGGCACAGAAUGUGCUGUGUGCACACGCGCGCACACGCACGUAAGCCAGCGCGCUCGUUUGCUCCCUCGUUCGCCUGCUCCUCGCUCGUAGGCACUGCGCAGUUCCUCUCGCUCGUGCCGUUCAUCAGGAGAUGUGUCUGUGCUCCACUAAAUGGGAAACGACUUUGAAAGCGGGAGAAAUGUGCCCGUGUGGCAGUGACGUGACCCGGCCUCCCCGACUGUCUAAUCGAUGGCCCACGUGCGAAUUUGAUGGGAGCCAGAUCCGGCUCGUGAUUUACCAGGACUGCGAUCGCCGUGGCCGGCAGCAUCUGUUCGACUCCGACUCCGUGCGCAUCGUUGAUGAAGCCCCUCAGAAGAGCGAAGAGUCGCCGAGAGGCUUGGGCAGGUGCCGCUCAAACGGCGGGAGCUUGGGGAGCCUCAACUCCAAUUCCUCCUCCUCGCAGACUCCGUCUGGCGGGGAUGCUCAGCCCAAGUACCAGUAUGUGCGCAUGGGCCCCGACGUGAAGAUGCUCGGAGAGAUGAUGUUCGGCUCCGUGGCCAUGAGCUACAAGGGAUCGACGCUGAAGAUCCACCACAUGCGGAGUCCUCCCCAGAUCAUGCUGAGUAAGGUGUUCACGGUGAACAUGGGAGGCACGGGCAGCCUCAGUGGCAGCAGCAGCAGCCUGCUGACUGACAGCUUCGAGUACACCCACGCGGGACUUACCUCCUCCCGCUCCUUCCCAGUGCUGAACUCCAGUGCCGUCAUACGGGAAAAAACCCGAGUAGGACUCCUCUCCUUGUGCUGCCGUAGGCAGGCUGGUUCAAUGCAAGGGCUGGACGCUAUGCCGUUCGGCUUAGUGCGGAGUGCCUCUUUCUUCGCAGCGUACAGCUCUCCUCUCGACAUGCCGAGCCGCGGCAAGAACGAGGACAGUGACAGUGGCAUCGCCCGCUCUGCGUCUCUCACCAGCCUCCUGCUAGCAGCCAUGCCGUCUCCCAGCUCCUCCCUGCCCACUGGCGGCAGCUCCAACAGCCUGAGCCGGCGAUUCCAGCGCAGCCAGAACACCAGCCUGGACCACGGCGUCUUCCCGCGCCGGUCUGGUGAGGAAGGCUUCAGCUUGGCGGAAGGCUGCUGCAGCUCCAACCCGUCGUCCGUGCGGCGCAGGAAAAUCGCCAUCGGCAUCAUCUUCUGCCUGUCGCCGUGCGCCGAGGAGGAGGAGGCGCGCUUCCAGGAGUGCUUUUUCUCUCACUUCCCCCUCUUCGAGAGUCACAUGGACCGACUCAAGACGGCCAUAGAGCAGGCGAUGAUUACCUGCAGGAAGAUCCAGGACCCAAUGCAGAGAUCCCAGGUGUACGUGCAAAGAAUCAUGGAUGCUCUGAGCCGCUUCAGGAUGGCGGUGAGCGAUCUCUACACGCUGCCCCGCAUCCCAGAGCCCGUGUGGCUCACCAUGACGCUGCCCACAUCCGACAAGCCGCAGCUGUGUCGCCGAUUCAUGCGCGAACUGGCCGCCCUCUCUGAGCAAGCCAGCAAGAACCAGUUCUUGCCAGCGCUGCUGUCGGCCGUGCUGACGCACCACCUGGCGUGGGUGCCCACGGUGAUCCCCAGCGGGCACCCUCCACUGCACACGUUCGCGCAGAAGCACUCGUCCACGAGCCUGGACAUGCUGGCGCGAUCGCACCCCUACAACCCGCUGUGGGCGCAGCUCGGCGAUCUGUACGGUGCGCUGGGUAGCCCCGUGAAGCUGACGCGCACGGUGGUGGUGGGCCGCUGCGAGGAGCUGGUGCAGCGCCUGCUCUACGUGCUCACCUACUUCGUGCGCUGCUCCGAGAUCCAGGAGAGCCUCCUCGAGUGGGAGGGCGGCGGCACCGCCUGCAUCACCACCAGCCUAGAGCGGGGGGAGGUGGAGGACUCUGAGUACGUCGUCGUCACGCUGCAGCCCUCCUCCUCCUCAUCGCGGUCCUCCGCUCCCGCCGGCGCCGCUUCCCUUUCCGCCGCUCCUGCUGCCGCGACCAAGAAACCUUCGUCUAAGACGUCUGGAGCCGACGGGGCAGCGUCACCAUCCGCUGGCACUGAGGAGAGAACUUUUCCAGACACCGGUUGCCCAAGCGGCGACGUGGACAGCUGCAGCUUUGAACUCGGCGCUGCGGUGGAUGCCGAGGAGGCCCCCAGCGUUGCCGCCACCGCUGCCGCCCCUGUAUCACCCGAGCCGCCGCCGCAGCAGCAGCCGGCGUCUCCGGGCAGCGCAAGCGGCGCGGGCGCCGUGCAGCUGUGCCGCGACGUCGGGGACGUCCGCAUAGACACGCGUCGUGAGGUUCUGAUGUGCGUGACUCGCUCGGCCUCCGGGGAGCUGAUUCUUCCCGCCAAGGAGAUGGCGGAGGCGGAACUUGAGCGAUUCGGCUUCACCGUGCCGCAGGGCGAGAAGGGCGAGGAGCGCUUAGAGUCGGCGUUGCGGCGCACGUCCUGCUCCGACAAGCUGCACACGGACGCCAUCGCCUUCCCAGCCGGCGUCAGCCCGCAGGGCAGUCGCAAGGUCAAGUUUCUCAUCGGCUGUUCCUUCUCGCCGGACUCGGACACGGAGGCACGCGGCAAGCAGUUCUCCAAAACCUUCAGGACGUUUGAGGGUGACGGGCGUGCCCCGAGCCCGCGCGGGACUCCGGUUUCUGAGCCCAAGCCGGCACCUCGGACUCAGCUGGCGGCUCCGAGUCAAGCGGAGCGUGCGGAGGUGAAGCCGGGCCGGCCGCUCGGCCCCCCCAAGGGCCGCGCCCUGCGCAGGCUGCCGUCCUGCGGGAGCAGCAGCAGCAGCAGCAGCCUCUUCGAUGAAUACUUCGACGAAAAGAACGUGAUCGAGACCAAAACCAUCGACGACAUCCCCGCCGAGAUGCGCUUCCGGAGUAGUGGGCGCCCGGCGCUUUCUUCUCCGGUCGCCAUGGCGCGGGCGGGAAGCCCCACAGAAGGCGCUGGUGAAAUCUCAGCCCUCUCCACGAAGCAAAACAUCCUCGAAGAGGAGGAGGAGGAGAAAGAGGAGGAAGAAGAUGAGGAAUGCGAAGUGGAGGCGGUUCGUCCUGCCUCCGUUGGCGGGUCCGUUGGCGGGUCGUCACGCCAGGACGCUGCGCGCGUCCGGCGCCCGUCGGUGUUCACCAUUGGGAGCCCCCAGCUCUCGGACUGCUGCGUGCCGGACUCGGUGGCAAACGGCCGCGCCAUCGCCGGGCAACCUGGCCGCAAGGGCAAGAAGAAGGCGGCGGCAUUCCGCGAGGAGGGGGACAUCCCACGCAACGAGAGCUCGGACAGCGCACUGGGCGACAGCGACAGCGAGGAGGGCUGCCCGGAGCCGCGCCGUCUCCGCACCUGCCCGGAGGAGGUGGAGCUCCCCAUGCCCAGAUCGGACUUGGUGGAGGUGGCCCCGUGCGGACGCGGCAUGAGCAACUAUGGGCGCUCGCUGGUCGGCGGCUACUGCCCGCGCUACGUGCCCGACCUCGUGCUGCACGGCAUCCCCGGGGACGAGGGCCUGCGGGACCGCAUCGCCGACGACCUGGCGCACACCGCACAGCACCCGGUGUUGGACGAGCCAAUAGCCGAGGCCGUUUGCAUCUUGGCCGACACGGAGCGCUGGUCGGUACAGCUCCUCUCCAGCUCGCAGCAGCCGCGACGCAGUGGCGGCGGAGUGGGAUCGACCAACGAGGGGGGCCGCCCCCCCACGGAAGCGCUCGUGUCGAGCCUAGUUGCGCAGAUCCUGAGCUCCACGCUGCAGCUGUGGCGCUUGCACAUGCCGGCCGACUUCUGUGUAAUGCACUUGGAAGACCGGCUGCAGGAGCUGUACUCCAAGAGCAAGGUUCUGGCAGAGUAUCUGCGUGGGCAGACACGAGUCCACGUCAAGGAGCUGAGUGCUGUGCUGGGGAUUGAAGCGAACGACUUGCCACUGCUUGCGGCCAUCGCCAGCACGCACUCGCCGCAUGUGGCCCAAAUCUUGCUGUGAGCACCGCCGGUCGCCCAAGCCGCGUCUCGAGCCCCUAACAGGGCACUGCCAUUCCCGUUCCAGAAUGGCCCCAGCGUGUUCUGCAUGCUGAGAAACCCAGCUGCAAGUUGAUGUGCGGCAGUUGUUUUUGCUGCGUCCACCAGAACUUACAGCGUCCUCCAACGGAUUGCUUGCUGACAUUCGAGGUUUUCGAAACGCCCCGGGGGGCUUUUCCCGUUCUCACAAAUGCACGAGGUGGACUCGCAAGGACGUUCAUUGGAGCAGCCUCAAGAUUUAGUAGCAGGGUUUGAUUGACUGCCUUCAUUUUUAGCACAAAGAACGGGGCCUUGCGGAACAAUUGUUAUGAACAAAACAAGAUCUGUGUGCAAGAUUGCUGUGUGGUCUUGCAACUCAGAAGACCUCCGUGACUGUUCAAACAAACGCUACGCUUUUGGAUCUUCAGCAAAAAGAUACCGUCCUAGGUUUGCACAAAUUUCAGCUGGCACGCUAUGACAAAUUCUGAAGUUGCUUUUGGGAGUGCCUAACGGUCUUGGCAGAUUUGUGUGGGCUUUUGAGAAUCCAGAACACCUGCUACCCAUUGUACUUUGAUUUGCACUUGCUUAGUUGUGGACAUGACUAAAGCCAAUCCAUUGUAAAGCCACACAUUUACUUUACUUCUAAAAGCACUUUUAAAAUCUAUUUUUUGUUAACAAAUGCAAAGAUUACAAUAACUCUUGUUUUCAUACGACAUAACACUGUAGAUAUACCAUAAAUAACCAUGUCAAGUUUUAGGAACUAUUUUAUUUUACCAGGUAAGGCCCACUGAGCUACCACAAAUGAUUGGUCAACGAAGUGGCUUAUCGUGUGUACAUUUAUAACAGCCAAAUAAUCUAAAAACAUGUUUCUAAAUGUGUAGGGAAAAACCGGAGGACCUGGAGAAAUAUCCACGUAACCACGGGAAGAACAUGCAAACUCCAAAUAUACAGGCGUCAGGGUCGGGAUCGAACCCAUGACCUGUUUACCAGGCGAGGUAGUUAACAUCUCGAAACACACUAAACUACCACACUGCAGGUCACAACACACGCACCAAACAACCACACUGUGCUCCCUCCUCUUUAAGGCAUUGUGCAAAACACUUGGGGAAAAAGUACAAACAAAGAACUACUAUUAAUUUACAAAAUUGGAAAAAUUCUCAGGGGACGUGGCAGGUGAUGAUCCAGGGCUCGUGGGCAACCAUGUCCUUCGCCAGACCUUGCAAUACUGCACAUCCUAGACGGCAUUUGUUAACUGUACCGCCUGCUCCCACACAGGCCGCAUUCCGGUCCUGGUCUUGGGGCUUGAUGAGGCUGUCUUGCACUUGGUAGAAGGGGAGGAACGGCCGUUGCCUUCCAAUUGGUCUGCUGAAGCGGCUCCAAGAUCUUUUCCACAAGCUCUUUCUUCGUUUUGUUUCGACCACAACUUUCCAUAGACAAGCAGCCCCCAGAAGGGAUGGUGAUCGCAAAGCAGAUGAGCAGAAGGACGAUGGUCCGGCGUAGGCGGCAUGCAAAGGACCGCUGAAGGUGAAUAGGUUCCAGGAACAUCACAUCUAAUGUGUUCACUGUCUUCAGGUUCAGAUCGAGCCCGCGCACUUUUACUCCAAAACCAGAACGAUUGCCUCUAGUGCUUUAUAAAACAGGUCGAUUGUUGCUCCUUAUUUCUAGCUCCUCUUUCACCUUUUCCAUAGCUAAUUCGGCUUGCUGCCCCCUUCAACUAUCCCGCAUAGUCACCUGCUCGAAUGGCGAACAAGGAAACGGAUCUUUCCACAGAUCUCAUCGUUUGUAAAGGAGACAUUUGAUCGCGCGUCAGCAGGUAGAUGGCCAUCCACAUGAUUAGCAUGCUCAGGCCCAUGCACAGCAGGUAGCAUUUGACUCUAGUCGAACGAGUCCACCAUCUUACCGCUGGCUGCCGCCGUCGUUUUCUUGGCCAUCACUCCGCCUCUACGUUGUCUCAACGUGGAGGCAGUGACACGAUAGCCAGUUGGACAGCAACUUGCUGGACACGUCUGCAUAGCCCAAGGGGAGACGUGAGGGAAGCGGAUGUACCUCGGUCUGUCGGUCUUUCGUGCUCAUAUCGGGAGUAGCGACCACAGUCGGAUCUUGGUUAUUCUUUAAGAAGGACGAGUAGCAGUCACAGUCCGUGUCUGAGGUUGCGACUGACCGGCCCACAGUGCUGCAGAUAUUGAAAGUUCGGGAAGGCUCCGGAAGGCGCGGCCGGGUUUGGCGGUAGGAUAGCUUGACGGACUUCGCUUCGGUGGAAUUAAUUUUAUUCCACAACAAGGCGUUUGGUGGAUGUCUCGAUGGGCAUGGCCUUCAAGCCAAGUCCGAUAGCUCGGCCAUACCGAUACUAGGCCCCGGAGCGUUUCAACAGAAGAUGACGGAGGAGCGUGACAGAGGAUGAAACCAAGUCACAACUUGUGAUCCAUUUGCUGUUUUGUAUGUUUAUAUAUACAUACAAAAAGAGCCUGAAAAUACGGCUGAGAUUCUGCGUGUCAGCUUCUUGUUUUAUUUGUACACUGAACAUUGCAAGAACCGUUCCAAAGAGACAUGCUUAUUCAUCGUGGUUAAAAGCCAGGAUCCAAGUAUGUGACACCGCUACUCGGUUCAUAUUUCAGCAUCUGAAUCCAUUGUCAAAUGCAGCAACUGUGUUGAGCACAAGGACACAGCCUGACAAACGUUUUGGAAAAGAAGCUAGAAACCUACCGUUCGCUUUUUUCCCCCUCUCCCAUUGUUAUUGUAAUAAAAUUGCAUAGCUUACUCAACGUCGUUCGCGGACGACAAUACCAACGCGACUGAACCAUUUAAGAGAAGGCGGCGGCGGGGGGGGGUGAUAAAAGAUGAGGAUCGGGGCCCGCUACUCCAGUCAAGUGGAACACCACGACGCGGGGAAGAUGGACUUUUAGAUGAGUGGGGGGAAUUGGGGAAGUGUGGUGUGGGGGGGGUAAAACCAACUUGAGGGAUAUCCCAGGCAAGUAAAGGAGAGAGGAGGUGGGAGAAGGGGGCUGGGGAUAACCCUAAAAAAUUUAAAACAUCCAUGUGGCCAUUGUGCGAUAGUACUUUCCCUCCGCGAAUCCGAGCUCCGCUCCCGCUCAAGUCCCUGAGGGGUUGGUAUAACCCCUCUUUUCGAUCCCUGUCCUCUCCCAGCUCCCCCCCCCCCCCCACGUUGGUCGAGCUCACUUGCACAAGGGGCGAGGACCAUCUGGCCUCGAAUUCCUUUCCCUUGAGAUACGGUCCAUCUGCGUUGAGAUGUACUUUGUUCUCUGCCGUGUCAAUAUAAGGGUUCGUUCUUUCUCCCUGACGUUUUCAGCCAGUGCUUCCCAUUGCUAAUGUAAACAACAGUUGGGGGAGGCCGGGAACCCCGUCUCCUCCUUUCUCUGCCUCGUGAAACGCUACGGGACGCCAGUCCGUUCGCUACGGCGGCCGAAGCCGGUGGGGCUCGCUUAUAGAAGUCAGCACGUGUCUGUGAAUUGGCGAGGGGAAUCCAAAUUGGUCCAUUUUACCCCGGGAGAGGAAGGUCCACUCGACCCUGUCAAACGCCUUGACUCCCAUCCAUCCAUCCAUCGUAAGGGGCCGUUUGCACGGGAGGUGAUUUGUAGUGGCUAUCUCAGUUGCGUUAACUAGGGUCUUAACAUUUUCUGCGGAGGCCCCUGCUUUUGACGAACCCCGUCUGGGCUUCGCCGAUGAUCGUCGGGAGAGUCUCGAGUCUCCCCCGCCAAGAUUAGGGCCAAGAACGCUCGCCUUUUAAGCGUUGAACAAAUACAUUGGAGCGUCCAACGCCGAUUUGCCAUCUGCAUCCAUGAACUCUGCGAUUGCGACACCCUUUCAAUAGUCAAACUUGUCAUUUGGUUUUACUUCAAUUUUAUUUCCGUAAUAUACGCAUGACAAUGCUUUAAAACGUGGUUUUUUUUGUUAGACCAUAUAGACGCUAUUCCAGUGUGAAAGGGCAUUCAAGCAGAUCACUGUCACACGUGAGAACUGUGGAGAAAAUGGACUUCCAGUGGAAAAAUCCACAUCACUUCCUAUGCAAUUGGGUGAAGGCCGUACAGGCAUCUUCGAAGCACCCGGUUGUUUUUACUUGUCCUCUUUUUUCGAGGAAUGUCUGUUAUAAACACUACAACAAAGAUGUUGUGUACUAUAUUGUACAUACUGCAGGCAGUUUUUAGUAUGAGUGAAGAUGAUACCGUGUUGUGUACAGCUGUGGAUGAAAAUGUAUUUCUGUUUGUGAGGAAAAAAACCCGUAAAAAAGCAAAAAGGCAUGUGUUUUACCAAGAAUAUCAUUCCCUAUUAACGUUUAAGUGUGUGUGUGUGGACAAAUUAAGGAAUUGCAAAAAAACCGACGAGCUCUGUGUUUGUGCUACGUGCACUGUGAUUGGUGUGUGUAAAUAAAUAACGUCAACAAUAAA
This is a messenger RNA of Lethenteron reissneri (Far Eastern brook lamprey), 8462 nucleotides long. Its product is annotated as folliculin-interacting protein 2-like. The record is from RefSeq and is a predicted model, not a curated record. NCBI's taxonomy places the organism in Eukaryota, Metazoa, Chordata, Hyperoartia, Petromyzontiformes, Petromyzontidae. Gene Ontology annotation, cellular component: cytoplasm. Gene Ontology annotation, molecular function: ATPase inhibitor activity; protein-folding chaperone binding.